AUGGCCUCCGAAUCGCCCUACACCAAAGCGCUCGCCGCCAUCGACGCCGCGCACGCCCUCGACCCCACCAAAACCCCCAUCAACGGCGAGGACGUGCCCUACGAACUCCACUACGCGCGCAAAUGCACCUCCUACCUCGAGAAGCGCGCCCCAGACGCGCCCGAGCACCUCCGCCUCGCCAUCCGCGCCCAGCACUUCCGCCGCUGGGAAGUCCCGCGCGCCUCGUACCCCAUGACGCGCGUCGGCUACCACGCGUGGCGCACGUUCCUCAAGAAGCGGCAGGCCGAGCUGGUCGAAGCCAUCUGCGCGGACGCGGGGUGCGCGGAGGAGACGACGCGGCGCGUGGGCGCGCUGAUGCGCAAGGAGGAUCUGAAGGCGGACGAAGAGACGCAGGUGCUGGAGGACGUGGCGUGCUUGGUGUUUCUGGAUGAUCAGUUUGAGGCGUUUGAGCGCGAGCAUGACGAGGAGAAGAUCAUUGGCAUUUUAAGGAAGACGUGGGGGAAGAUGACGGAGAGGGGGCAUGAGCUGGCGCUGGAGAUUCCGAUGGGGGAGCGGCCCAAGGAGGUUAUUACGAAGGCGUUGGCGGGGUAG
Messenger RNA from Boeremia exigua, 591 nucleotides. RefSeq lists its product as uncharacterized. The coding region runs from base 1 to 591 and encodes 196 amino acids. The record is from RefSeq and is a predicted model, not a curated record. NCBI's taxonomy places the organism in Eukaryota, Fungi, Ascomycota, Dothideomycetes, Pleosporales, Didymellaceae. The transcript has a single exon.